AUGGUAACGAUAAAAUUAGAAUUAUGGGAAAAUCCAAACUUUCCACAACUUGAUAUUCUUGAAAAUCAAACGAAUGAAGUAUUAGAAGCCUUCAAUAAAUGCAGAAAACUAGAACUCGAACUUCAUGGGAAUGAUACCGAAAUUAAAAAAUUUAAUAUUUCAAUUAAUACUUUAACUGAAAGAAGAGCUCAAGAAUCUUUUAAACAUUCUUCGUAUUCUAAGAAUGUCGCCAUAUAUAUGGAUGCACUUUCAAAAGAAAGUGAAACUGUAGAAGCAAUUUUAAUAAUUUUAUCAUCUUUAUUAGUCGAAGCGAGAAAUAGACGAGAAAGUACAAAUAGAUUAAGACAAGAUUAUCAAGACUUCCUUGAAAAUUUUAACAAUUAUUAUGUGAUAGAUAAUUUAAAUAAUGAACAAAUCGAAAUUAAAAAUCCAGAAUUUGUCAUACCGAUUUUAUCUUUUUUAUUUAGUACAUUUAUAUUUUAUCUAAAUAUGAAUUGUGAUCCUCUUUCAUCUAAUCAAGAUAACGCAUGCAAUAACAUACCAGAGAUAUUGUGGAGAACGUUGGGUCAUAAUGCAUCAAAGGAUAAGAAAUCACCAAAUGAUGAGGAAAAACAAAAGGAUAAGGAACCACAAAAGGAUAAGAAAUCAUCAAAUGAUGAGAAAAAACAAAAGGAUAAGGAACCACAAAAGGAUAAGAAAUCAAAUGAUGAGAAAGAACAAAAGGAUGAGGGACUACGUGGUGGUAAGAAAUCAUCAAAUUAUGAGGAAAAACAAAAGGAAGAGGAAUUAAAAAAGGAUAAUAACCCACUAAAUAAUGAGAAAGAACUAAAGGAUAGGCAAUCACCAAAGAAUGAGAAAUCACAGAAUGAGAAAAAAAAGGAAGAAAUUACAACUUGGUGUCCUUCGUGGCUUCCCUGGUUGUGCUACUCUAAAGCACCACUAUCAAACACUAUUAGUACUAAUGAUACUAAUAAUCAAACAAAUGGAGGGACAUACACUAAUGAUACUAAUAAUCAAAUAAACGCGAAACCACCAAAUGAUGGGAAAUCACCAAAGAAUGGAGAUCUGAUAAUUUCACAAAUCUCCACAGUUCUGCAUCCCAAAAACUUUCCCGAUGAUAAGGAAUCACAAAAGGAUGAGGAUACACAAAAGGAUAGGGAAUCACAAAAUGGUGAAGAACCACAAAAUGGUAAAGAAUCACAAAAUGGUGGGAAAAUAUCAAAGGAUGAAAUUAACAUUUGGUGUCCUUCAUGGCUUUCCUGGUUGUGUAACUUUGAAGAAUCACUACCAAACACUAUUAGUGCUAAUGAUACUAAUAAUCAAACAAGUGGAGGGACGCACACUAAUGAUACUAAUAAUCAAACAAACGGAGUGACAUUCACUAUCGAUACUAGUAAUAAAAUAAACGGAGGGACGCAUGCUAAUGACACUAGUGACACUAAUAAUCAAACAAAUGGAGGGACAUACACUAAUGAUACUAAUAAUCAAAUAAACGCGAAACCACCAAAUGAUGGGAAAUCACCAAAGAAUGGAGAUCUGAUAAUUUCACAAAUCUCCACAGUUCUGCAUCCCAAAAACUUUCCCGAUGAUAAGGAAUCACAAAAGGAUGAGGAUACACAAAAGGAUAGGGAAUCACAAAAUGGUGAAGAACCACAAAAUGGUAAAGAAUCACAAAAUGGUGGGAAAAUACCAAAGGAUGAAAUUACAACUUGGUGUCCUUCGUGGCUUUCCUGGUUGUGUAACUUUGAAGAAUCACUACCAAACACUAUUAGUGCUAAUGAUACUAAUAAUCAAACAAAUGGAGGGACAUACACUAAUGAUACUAAUAAUCAAACAAGUGGAGGGACGCACACUAAUGACACUAAUAAUCAAACAAAUCAAACAAGUGGAUUUUCUUUAUCGAACCAGAUGAACCCGGUUCACCCCAAUGUCGUUAAUAAUCACACAAAUGAAAUUAAUCAGACGGACCAGAUUCACGUAUCACAAUAUGUGAAUGCCAUUGUUUUCGGUAUCUUGAUAGCUUUAUUAAUGUGGAUUCUUUUGCGUAUAACAAAACCUAAACUAUAUCUCCCGUGGAUGAAGGAUCGUAAACGUAAAUCACAGAGAUUAGAAGAAUUAUCUCAGCAAAAGAAUAACAAAAUCUUUGAAAUUAAAAACAAGCUUCCCGUAAUUAUUACGAAUGUGGAUAUUUUAUAUCAAUUUUGGGAUAAUCAAAUUGAUUGUAUCACAAACAACAGUAAUACUUUAAGAUCAGUUGAUGAAAAAGAAAAAAUUAAGAUUCCAAAAAAAUUAGCCUUGUCAAUUGAAGAAGAUUGGAGAAAUCAAUCUAAUAGUUGUGAGGAAAAUUAUGUGCGCAUGAAACAUCUUGUGACCUUUAAUUUUAUUCUUACCGAAUAAUUUCGUUCAUUUAAAUUUGCGUAUUUUUUGAUAAUCGGUUCUCUAUAUAAUCACAGUUGCUAAAAAUGUGAUUAACAUAAAUAGAUUAUUAUUAUUAUUAUUAUUUUAUAUAUAAAUAUAUUAUUUAUUAUUUGUAUUUAUUAAAUUACAAUAAAGAACAAUAAAACUUGAUAUCC
This is a messenger RNA of Rhizophagus irregularis DAOM 181602=DAOM 197198, 2573 nucleotides long. RefSeq lists its product as uncharacterized. The record is from RefSeq and is a predicted model, not a curated record. NCBI's taxonomy places the organism in Eukaryota, Fungi, Glomeromycota, Glomeromycetes, Glomerales, Glomeraceae.